Drosophila miranda is the source of this 2459-nucleotide messenger RNA. Its product is annotated as ubiquitin carboxyl-terminal hydrolase MINDY-3 homolog. The transcript is spliced from 7 exons. The record is from RefSeq and is a predicted model, not a curated record. Bases 311 to 2071 code for a protein of 586 amino acids. Gene Ontology annotation, molecular function: cysteine-type deubiquitinase activity; K48-linked deubiquitinase activity. Lineage: Eukaryota; Metazoa; Arthropoda; Insecta; Diptera; Drosophilidae. Gene Ontology annotation, biological process: protein K48-linked deubiquitination.
UCAUACUAAUCUCUUCAAAACACACAUCGCCCUAAAACUAUACAUUCGGCACAAUUUCAACACAAGUAAUUUUAUUUUAACCCCUACACUGUUGCAUUUGCAGCCCACACAGCGCCCCAAGAGGAAAAACGAAAAUAAAAAGGCAGAGAUGCCAACAAAAUAGUGGCAAUAACUGCAUUUCGAUACAUACGAAACACAAUUUUCGUGUGUGUGUGUUUUCCCUUUCAAAACAGUCGCCAGGCCCCGAGUGCAGCAAAAGCGCAGCAUCAGCAGCAGCACACACAAUCCACACACAAAACAGAAAAACGAUAUGAACGAGGAAACCGUAGGGGAGCCCAGCGAGAAAUCUGCCUCGCAAAAAAGUGCAUCGGAGUCAACAUCGAUGACGUUGUCUUCGGCAAUCUUGGAGCAGAACGACACUGCAACUGCUGCUGGACAGCAGCGGCAGGAGCAACGUCCCACUACAAGUGCUGGGCCGCCCACAAUAUCGGCCGCCCAACGUCAGCAGCAGCAGGCGUCGUCCACUCCUGGCGGCGGGCCGCAGACCCCAAAACAAAAACCACAGCAACAGCAGCAGCAGCAGCAGCAGCAGCAGUUGCCGCCGAUGCCGCAGUUGAAUGCAAAUGAUAUGCGCGAACUGCGCGAGAUAAAGCAGUUGUUGUGGGGCGAUAAUGUGCGCGAAGAUGUAUUCAAGCGUUGGUCUCAAGGAUUUGAGUUUAGUGAUUAUGAGCCGUCGGCAUUGGUGCAAAAACAGGGCGGCCCUUGUGCUGUGAUAGCGCCCGUUCAGGCGUAUUUGCUUAAGAUAAUUACCAUGGACACUCACGAGUUUCGAUUGUCGGAGAUAACUCCUGCGGAGUGCAAGCGUCUACUCAUACAGGCCCUGUGCAAUAUUUUACGGAAUUGCCGUGCCCCACGCUAUCGUCUUGUCCAGCUGCAUCGGCAUCGCACCAACAGUGACAACCAGACAACCAAAGAGAGAGCCGCCACAUCGGGAGCAUCAGCAGAAGCCGGUGGUGGAGGAGGAGAAGGUGGCGCAGGACCUAAUGCGAAUGAAGUGGAUGAGGAGGCCGAAGAGGCAACACCUGAAACGGUGGAGCAUCUAACAGGGAAAGACAAUAAAGCUGGACAGGCCUCGUCGUCCCACCAUCAUCCGGACCGUGACCUCACCCCCGACGAGUUCCAUUCACGUCUCUAUACGCUACACUUUCUCGAUGGUCCGACAGUGUCGCGAUACUUCGGUGAUCAUUACAACCAACUGACGGACACCUAUGGCGUGAUGCUCUUCAUGUAUUCGGUGUUCCUUACCAAGGGCAUUGAGCUGGUCGCCGCCGACAUAUCCGACACCUCGGAGCCGAUCAUACACAGAACCUUUGGCUAUGGCGGCCAGUCCAUGAUUAAUCUAAUGCUCACUGGUCGUGCCGUGGGCUAUGUGUGGGACCAUGAACAGGAUGUUGGGGGCUUAAAGUUGAGGGGAAUCUGCGAACAGAGCGAUAUUGGAUACAUAACGACAAUGGAGCAGAUGCGCUACUGCACAGUGGGUUCGUUCUACAAGAAUCCCAGAUAUCCCGUCUGGGUGAUGGGUUCAGACACGCAUUUAACUGUGCUUUUCAGCCACGAGAAGAAGCUCGUCUCGCCGGAGACGCCCUCAGAGCACGGUCGUCGCAUAUUCAAGUCUUUCGACCCGGAGGGUAAUAAUUUCAUAGCCUCGUCCCUUCUACGUGAAGUAUUGGCCCAAUUGAAUCUUGUCAGUGAACAGGGAUAUGUUAAUCUCAUGAUGAAACGUUUGGAUCCAGAGAAUUUGGGCAUCAUAUUGCUGAAUGCUUUCAUGGAGGAAUUCUUUCCAUGCGAGCGACAUUCCGCACCCGAUACGUUUGAGCUAAUGCACUACAACGGCAUACCAGGCUCCAAUGACAACAACAAGGUGCGCUACUAUUGCGGUUCGGCCAUUCUACUAGAGGGGGAUCUGAAGUCGAUGUGUGCCUCGAAUCCGAUGGUGACUUGCCUCCAGACCAAGUGGCCGAAUAUCGAGAUCAAUUGGCAUGAUCCCUGGCAUACACCAUCAUUGAAUUGACAUCGCCAGCUGCCAGCAGCAGUCGCAGCCGUUGCAGCCGUUGCAGCCGAAGGCGCCGCAGCAGGUGGAAAGCGGCGACAGCAAAAAAAGAAAGAAAAAAAGCGAAAGCAGCAGCAAAAGCCGAUGGAGUAGUAGGAGACAGCAAACUAAAGCAUAUAAACAAAUAAGAGAAAAGUAUACAAAUUUGCCUGAAUUAGGGGAACAGGCGACAGACAAAUGCACACAAAUAUUUUGAAUUAUGAAGUUCUUUUUGAGCGAUUUGUGGUAUGUGUAUUUAUUGAAAAGUGUUUAAAAAUAAUAAAUGAAAAAAAACAAAAAAAACAAAGGAGAAACAUUGAGAAAUGCACUCUGGAAGAGAGCAUUUUUGGAGGAGAACAAUAAAAGGAAA